AAAGCCACUAACGGAUGCCCCCUCGUAUUACAAUAGGAAGGGUUAUUUCAGCAUAAAUGCUAUGAUUAUAUGUGAUCACAACAUGACAAUUCAAGCUGUUGAUGCAACGCAUCCCGGCUCCAGCCACGAUUCUUUUAUCUGGAAGCUCAGCAAUGCAUAUUCUCAUUUUGUGGCAAAAUAUCGGGGUGGCGAGCGUUGUUUUCAUUUGUUGGGCGAUAGUGGUUAUGGCAUUGAACCAUUUUUGAUAACUCCAUUUAGGAAUCCAAUUGCCAAUACAAUAGAGCAUAACUUUAAUGUAGUACACGCUUCUGCGCGUAAUAUUGUUGAACGAACUAUAGGCGUCUUAAAAUCUCGAUUUCGUUGUUUAAUUAGUUGCUUGCACUACAGUCCACAAAAAGUUGUUAAAAUUAUUAAUGUCUGUUGCGCACUUCACAAUGUGUGUAGACACUACAACGUUAACUUCGAUGAAGAAAAUAUUACUGAAAAUAUUAAUUUCCAAAAUAUGAACAACGAAAAUAAUAUCGAUGAUGAAAGAGUAUCAUCGUUAUAUAACGAAGGAGUUCGUGUCAGAAAUGAAAUAGCAAACAAUCUUACAGUUUGA
Molecule: messenger RNA, 601 nt
Organism: Rhagoletis pomonella (apple maggot)
Lineage: Eukaryota; Metazoa; Arthropoda; Insecta; Diptera; Tephritidae
Product: putative nuclease HARBI1
Exons: 2
Coding region: 62-601 (179 amino acids)
Source: RefSeq, a predicted model, not a curated record